Babesia ovata is the source of this 303-nucleotide messenger RNA. RefSeq names its product cytoplasmic protein Cyt16. Lineage: Eukaryota; Apicomplexa; Aconoidasida; Piroplasmida; Babesiidae. The transcript has a single exon. The record is from RefSeq and is a predicted model, not a curated record. Bases 1 to 303 code for a protein of 100 amino acids.
AUGGUGACUGGCGUUGAUUUUGAGCGCGCCAAGCGGACCGAGUCCAGCGACCCCGUUGUAGAAAACAUAUUCAUGACAGGAAAGGCUUGGGAGUUCCUCACCCACAAGGUCUUCGAGGGAGAGGCAGGCAGCUCGUUCCUGAUGGCUGCCGGAGCCGUUGCAAUCGCAGUGCUGGCUGGCAGAGAGAGGAGAGCAGGGGUGCUGGCUCGUAGUCUGCAAAUGGGACCUGGAUCGAGCUUGCGAGUGUUUGGGCACCCCAAAUACAGGGAGCACAUACCAAGAAACCCUCUCAUGAAGUCGUAA